CAUCAUUUGUGCCUCACAAACCAAAGGGAAUCAACAUGAACAAAAUCGAUUUCCAAAAGCAUUUGAUAUAUACGACGUUGACGCGGAAUGCCACCACGUUAUACGCUUGUGAAAACGUCCAAUUGGUGCAUGCCUUGAGCAAGGUCAACUGCUCUGAGAUAAUUGCUCAAGAAUUGGGUUUGAUCAACGCCUCCAAAACCCUUAUCGGAUCCACACCUGCCAUUAGUAGUGGCAGCAAUAUUGAGUUGGCGCUUUACUUCAUCAAAAAGCUGUUGAGCAAUGCCGACGGAAGCAGUGAUCUAAUAACCGUCGUCACCAUAGCCCAUGUUAAUAUGAACAGAGCAUUGGUAUUAUCAGUGUUAAAAAAGAUCAUGGACAAGUACAUCGAGUUUAAACAGGAUCUAGACAGUGCGAGUGAAGGCUCCAAGUCGAAGUUGGGGGAGUUUAAGUUGUAUAUGAGCCAAAUCAUCAAGUUUGAGGAGAUGAACUACGACUCCAACCUGGGGUUAUACAACUACGGGUCCAUCACUCCACCGAGAGACGAGGAAGAGACACUGGGUGACGAGGUCAUCGGGCCCAGGAGCUUGGUGUUGGUGAACGAAGAGGUGGAGGAGGUGAGACAGUUGAUGCUUGAUAAUAUCAACAAGCUCAUGAAUAGAGGAGACAAGAUCAACCUUCUUGUGGACCAAACAGACCGCUUGACCAACUCUUCACUGGUGUUCCAGAAACGGGCACAGCUCAUCAAACGUCGGAUGUGGCUCAGUGGGGUUAAGUUCUAUUUGAUGUUGGCCUUUGGGUUCGUGUUCAUUCUUUAUUUAAUUCUAACUUCGGCUUGUGGGUUUCCCUUCUUGAGCCAUUGCAUCCAUCGGUAGGGACAACCACAGACCCUACCAUUAGUACAAUAGCACAUACAUAUGAGAUUCUUCUGUUCAAUCCUCUUCUUCUUGCUGGUUUUCUUCUUCUGGUUCUUCCAUCAGCACGCCUUCUAGUUCCGUGGCUUCUUGGGACACACCAGCAAUGGGAUUCGGCACUGAAACCUCCUCUAUUUCGUCUUCUUCAUCCGCGUUUGUGUCGUUCACUUCCUCCGUGUUGUCGUUAUCAUUAUCUUCGAUGCCGUUGUCUGAGUGAUCGUCAUCUUCAAGAGUGGUGUCCAUCACCGGUACGGCAUUUUCCAGGUUAUCUUUAAGACGCUUCACGUCAUUGAAGUCGGCAGGCUCGGUCCUGGAAGCUGCUUUCUCCAGUUUUCUCACCUCAACCGCCGCUUCAAAAGAUGCCAACUUGUGCUUGAUUUCUGGUACAAAUCCUGAAUACUCAGCUGCUUCCAAUGCUGCCAAAAUGUCCUGGGCGUUGACGGUCUUGCGGUCACUGGCCUUGGAGAUGGCCCGGGCGUGGAACAUCACGUGCGAUACAAACACGGUGGCAGACCUUUGAAGAGCUAUCAAUGAGUCUUUGGCCAUGGACAUAUUCGCGUCGUUGGAGUUGAGGAUAUCUUUGGCUAACCGCUGGAUGAUAGAACGCGGAAAGAGGAUCUCGUCAAUCGAGGUGAUCUCGGCUUCUCGGUUGGGCUGGGGGUAACUGCCAUCUGGGUUUUUUCUCCAACCUUUUGGUGGCAUUUUGAGUUGUUGGUAGGAAAGAUGGAAAUGUAAGAAAAUGC
Yamadazyma tenuis ATCC 10573 is the source of this 1654-nucleotide messenger RNA. RefSeq lists its product as uncharacterized. Gene Ontology annotation, biological process: vesicle-mediated transport. Lineage: Eukaryota; Fungi; Ascomycota; Pichiomycetes; Serinales; Debaryomycetaceae. Gene Ontology annotation, cellular component: membrane. The record is from RefSeq and is a predicted model, not a curated record.